Verticillium dahliae VdLs.17 is the source of this 1533-nucleotide messenger RNA. RefSeq lists its product as uncharacterized. The transcript has 3 exons. Bases 1 to 1533 code for a protein of 510 amino acids. NCBI's taxonomy places the organism in Eukaryota, Fungi, Ascomycota, Sordariomycetes, Glomerellales, Plectosphaerellaceae. The record is from RefSeq and is a predicted model, not a curated record.
AUGAGUUCCAGCAAGUCGUCGCCAAGUGGCGGUAGCAAGUCGACAAACCCACCAUCCACCGUUCCCACUUCGGUCACCAACAAAUCAAAGAGGUCAACGCCCUACAACCGCGAUUUCGAACAGCAUCUGACAGACCAUGGCGUUCACGCAACGUCGUCCCUCUCGCCGUCCAAGUUUUCUGAUGGUGCCUUUGAGGCGUUCCAGGAAAAUAAUGCCCGGGCUAAAGACGAAGACGACGUGCUGGCUAAUGUGAUCCCGGUCAUCCUUGGUCCCAACCAGACCAUUCACCUAUCCGCAAGAAAUACGAUAUUUGGGAACCUGGAGCAGCUCACAGACGGGACAAUCGCACCCGCCAAGCCAGACAUUUACUACGGAACGUAUCCCGAAGAACUUUCUCGACCUGCUCGCAACGAGCUCGCUCGUCACAUUAUCCCGUCAUCCAUGCAGGACAAGCCCAUGGCGCCCAACUUCUUCGUGGAAGUCAAGGGUCCGGAUGGCAGCGUGGCUGUUGCAACACGACAAGCUCGCUACGACGGGGCGGUUGGAUCUCGUGGCAUGCACAGCCUACAGAACUAUGGGAGAGAGGAACCGCAGUACGACGGCCGCACUUACACCUUCAGUUCGACAUACCACAACGGCCAGCUUCAGAUGUACGCCCACCACCUCACGGCGCCGACCAUCGAGGGAGGGCCGCCGGAGUACCACAUGUCUCAGGUGAAGGCUUUUGCCUUGACGAACGAUCGCGACACCUUCGUCCAGGGAGCUACUGCAUUCAGGAAUGCGAGGGAUGUAGCAAAGCAACACCGCGAUGAUUUCAUCCGAGCUGCGAACGCCAAACCACCCCAGCAAACUGUCACAGCGCCCCAAGGUGACCCGAUAAGCACGAUCCAGUCUCUUCUCGACGACGAGAGCUCGGACGAGUUCGUCGACUGUACAGACUCCCCUCUCCCAGACACUCACGGCGAGUCUGUCGCUGGCGCUACGAAUGUCGACGAAUGCAUCCAGGCUUAUGCGCUCCCUGAGCUAGGCGAUUCGGCAACAAGCUUUACAUCUAGCUUCAUGUCAGGCUUCACCGCCGGCAGUGCAAAGCGAUCAAGGCAGCCACUAAGCCCUGACUCGAAGUUUGCUGCCAGAAGUCCUCCAUCUAAGAGUCGAGCCCUCCCAGGUAUUAGCAGACGAACACACAAGCCACCCGUUAUCGGUCUGUCGUCCACAGCAGAUGUCGCGGAGCAUUUGUGGCCCUGUUUCGACAACGAUGUUUUGUACGCCUCCUGUUUAUCAGGUGUCCUCGGCCCCUACUCCCUCGCUGAUUCCCCGGCCCGUGGUGUUGUCAGUCGCAUUAACGCUACCGACCCUGCCGUUGGAAUGAUGGAUCGCGUAUUGCCCGGUGUCUCAGGCAUAAGCGACCGCCACACUGGCCGUCUCCGUCAAAUCAGCGAAAUCACCUUCAGUGCAGCGUCCGACGUAGGCAACUUCUCGCCUACGACCAUUACUGACCCCAAUCUGCCCACCCACGGCGGAUUUGUCGUUUGA